Messenger RNA from Acinonyx jubatus (cheetah), 8377 nucleotides. RefSeq names its product RAB11 family interacting protein 4 (gene RAB11FIP4). The transcript has 13 exons. Gene Ontology annotation, cellular component: cleavage furrow; endocytic vesicle; midbody. Bases 547 to 2040 code for a protein of 497 amino acids. Lineage: Eukaryota; Metazoa; Chordata; Mammalia; Carnivora; Felidae. The record is from RefSeq and is a predicted model, not a curated record. Gene Ontology annotation, molecular function: calcium ion binding. Gene Ontology annotation, biological process: regulation of cytokinesis; endocytic recycling.
AGGUCUGGGUGGAGAUCCAGAGCUGUGGGGUCUGCGUGACCUCUGGCCCCAGCCCCUGCUGGCCGGCCGGUACUAGUAACACCAACGUUUCGAACCCCGCUUCUUGACUUCCUUCAAGAAACGGGAAGUUUUCCGACUGUCGGCCAUACUCUUCAUUGAUUCAACCUGUUUCGUCUUCCCAGACAAGUGGGUUCUUUCCCAGCGAUGUAAACAUGAUUCAAAUGAAAACAAAACUCUGUGGCAGUUAUUAUUAAUAGCUGUGGCCCUGCUCCUGGGAGCCUUUCUCUUUUAAGGGACCAAAAAGAGGAAGGCCCGAACAGAACUGGAGUGUGGGAGAGUGGGAGGGAGCUCUCUCUCUCUUAGUCAUCUGUCCCCGCCCCGCCGCUCUCUGAAAGCCUAACUGCGUGGAAAGGGAACCUGCGUUUCCAGUAGCCAGUGUGGUCUGCAGCAGACUUGGGGGGCAGCGAGGUGCCAGGCCCUACCUUUGCUGAUGGCGAGCUCCUCCCCAGGGACCCCAGCUUCUUUCCCGAGGACGAGGAGGAGGCUAUGACGCUGGCCCCACCCGAGGGCCCCCCGGAGUCAGACAUGGACAGCCCCAUGGAGAGCAUGCAGAGCCUGGAGGGGUCGGUAGGGAGUCCUGCCGAGGAGAAGGACGGAGGGCUUGGGGGCCUGUUCCUGCCGGAGGACAAGUCCCUGGGCCAUGCCCCAUCCAUGACCACAUCGGACCUCUCCACACACUCCACCACCUCGCUUAUCAGCAAUGAGGAGCAGUUUGAAGACUAUGGAGAGGGGGACGACGUGGACUGUGCCCCCAGCAGCCCCUGCCCCGAUGACGAGACCAGGACCAACGUUUACUCGGACCUGGGAUCUUCAGUGUCUUCCAGUGCGGGGCAGACACCCAGGAAAAUGCGGCACGCCUACAACAGCGAAUUGCUGGAUGUUUACUGCUCUCAGUGCUGUAAGAAGAUCAACCUGCUGAAUGACCUGGAAGCCCGACUGAAAAACCUGAAGGCCAACAGCCCUAACCGGAAGAUCUCUAGCACGGCCUUUGGACGGCAGCUCAUGCACAGCAGCAACUUCAGUAGCAGUGAUGGUAGCACUGAGGACCUGUUCCGAGACAGCAUUGACUCCUGUGACAACGACAUCACGGAGAAGGUGAGCUUCCUGGAAAAAAAAGUGACAGAACUGGAGAAUGACAGCCUGACCAAUGGGGACCUGAAGAGCAAGCUGAAGCAGGAGAACACACAGCUCGUGCACAGGGUGCACGAGCUGGAGGAGAUGGUGAAAGAUCAGGAGACCAUGGCUGAGCAGGCCCUGGAGGAGGAGGCGCGGCGGCACCGCGAGGCCUACGGCAAGCUGGAGAGAGAGAAGAGCACGGAGAUCGAGCUGCUCAACACCAGGGUGCAGCAAUUAGAGGAGGAAAACACUGAGCUCAGAACAACAGUGACCCGGCUCAAGUCACAAACAGAGAAGCUGGAUGAGGAGCGGCAGCGCAUGUGUGACCGGCUGGAGGACACCAGCCUGCGGCUCAAAGAUGAGACGGACCUGUACAAGCGCGUGACGGACAAGCUGCGGCAGAACCGCCUUGAGUUCCAAAAGGAACGGGAGGCGACGCAGGAGCUCAUCGAGGACUUGCGGAAGGAGCUAGAGCACCUGCAGAUGUACAAGCUGGACUGUGAGCGGCCAGGCCGGGGACGCAGCUCGUCCUCUGGCCUGGGCGAGUUCAACGCCAGGGCCCGCGAGGUGGAGCUGGAGCAUGAGGUCAAGCGGCUCAAGCAGGAGAAUCAUAAGCUGCGGGACCAGAAUGACGACUUGAAUGGACAGAUCUUGAGCCUCAGCCUCUAUGAAGCAAAGAACCUCUUUGCCACCCAGACCAAAGCCCAGUCUCUGGCCGCAGAAAUAGACACGGCCUCUCGCGAUGAGCUCAUGGAAGCCCUGAAGGAGCAGGAGGAGAUCAACUUCCGGCUGAGGCAGUACAUGGACAAGAUUAUCCUUGCCAUCCUGGACCACAACCCCUCCAUCCUUGAGAUCAAACACUGAGACGAGGGCUGGCUGCAGAGCGGCCUCGGGACCCUCCCAGCCCUGGACCCUGGGACCAAGGCGCAGACCCCACUUGAGGAUGCGGCCCAAGCCAGGCCACACACACACAGACACACAGACACACAGACACACACACACACACACACACACACACACACACACACACACACACUGUAAACAUCUCUGGCCACCAUGUCCUGUGUACUGAUGCGUAUGUGGGGAAGCCGCUCACACAGCAAGGGGUGAGCGUGGGGCUGUGAGUGUCAUCUGCACAGUUACUGCCCGUGCACUUUGCAGUCCCCUUGCAAGAGAGGAUGGUCCUGGAGGGUGGGAGGGGCAAGGUCUGCUAUCAGGAGUUACUGUAAUAACAAGAACUGGAAGACUGUGUUUCAGGUACUGGAUGAAAAUGAUUCUACCUCUGGGGAUAAGGAUUUAAAGAUGCUCUAGUGAGACAGGCUGUUUUCACCCCACCUCUGUUCCCUCUGGGAGUGGGAGCAAAAUUAUGGUCUUUCCCAGGGGUUCGAAUGCCUAACGGCCACAUCCUCCCCAGCCUCUUUGGCCACCUUUCAAGCCUAGGUGCUCAGGCUCAGAGAGGAGGAAGGGGCCCUCCCAGAGCCCCUCCCUGGCCAGCAGCCCCUGUGAUGCCUGUGCAUGGGGUGUCCCGAGGACUCAGGCUUGCAGGAGAGCUGGCAUGGGGCAGCCUUCGUUUGAGAAGUUCUUGGUAUUUGGGGGGUUUCCUGUACACUUCCCCAUCCCUGCCUGCCUGCCUGCCUGCCUCUUCCUUUCUGGCUUGGUUGUUUUUGGUUUUUAUUUUAGAGAGAGAGUGCGAGUCGGGGAGAGGCGCGGGGUCGAGGGUGGGGUGGGGGCGGAGAGAGAGAGAGAGAGAGAGAGAGAGAGAGAGAGAGAGAGAGAGAAUGAAUCUUAAGCAGGCUCCACACUCAGCAUGGAGCCCGACGCUAGGCUCAAUCCCACAACCCAGGGAUCAUGACCUGAGCUGAAAUCAAGAGUUGGACGCUCAACUGACUGAGCCACCCAGGCGCCCCUCUUUCUGUUUUAUUGUUAAGACCAUGAAAAAUGAGCGGUAUUUAACUUGAGUGUAAAAUGAAGGGAAUAAAAGGGGGUGGGGAGUGGGGGCCAGGGGUGUCUAAGGCACGUGUUGGCAUUGGGUGACAAAGACCUUAGUUCCAGGGAGGAGCGUGGUCCCAUUCCAGUCUGUUCCCUCCCCGUGGGCUGCAUUUCAUGAGAAGCAUGGAUGGACAGUCCGCAGGCGGGGAGUGGGCCUUGCUUACCUGCUCCUGUUCUCCACACAACCCGGUGAUGGCAGGCCUCAGGUUUGGAGUUUGGGAUUCUGAGCUCUGGGCUUGACUCAGCUGGGUAGCAAGGCCCCCGCGUCCCGCCUUUUGGAAACUCUCCUAUUCAGUUCUCAGCCAGGAGCGGUGUGCUGGUGAGAGACACGGGUGGGGAGAUCGCAGGGAAACCUUCGGCCUCCGUCCUUGUGACACAUGGUGGAAAUUCUCUCUCUGGAUUUUUUUUUCUCUCGCUCUCUGGAUUUUUAACGUGAUCUUUUGUUGUAGGCAGCUGGUACUUUGAGUUUUCCAGUUUGUCUCAGUUUUAUAUGGCUUGUGAUUCGUUUCGUUAAUCCACACAUCUAUAAACAUGUAUGCUCUUGGUUUUUUUUCCCCUGCAGUUUGUUUUCUUCAGCAAUUCUAGUGUAAGAAGGAAAGUUCAGGCAUGUUGGGGAGGGGCAAGAAGGGGUGUAUGCAGAGAAGCGGGGGCAGGAGAGGGUGAAGAGGGGAUCGGGGACUUGGGUAUGUAUGUUCCCUGUUCACGGAGGCAGGGCUGUGGCCACCACCCAUCUUCAUUCCAUUCCAGUCAACUUUUGCUUCUGUUGGAUUUUGUGAUUUCUUUUGAAGCAUACGUGUGGGGUUUGUUUCAUGCUGCAGAUAACGGGGCUGCGUUGGUCUGAUCCAGGCCUUUGGGGGUCACCCACCGCAGGAAGACUAGGGCAGGGAGUCUCUCGACUCGCGAGGGUGCUGGUCUCCUUGGGCUCCUCCAGGGGUCUGAGAAGCAGCAGCAGUGGAAAGAAGGCAUGAGGAGUGAGUCUCUUGAGAAUUUGCUAAUGGCUCCUAAUUAAAGGAAAGAAAAGAAGACGUAUCAGGACUUGGGUUUGGUCUGGAUUUGACACCAGGAGGAGUCCUACAGAGGCCAGCCAGACCAAGGUCCUGGGCUGUGGGAGACUCGCCCCAGGGAUGAGCAUUUUAUAUGUAAAACUUUAUAUGCUCUUUAGCUGCUUUGAUCUGGAAUCCCAAAGAAGGGCCCAGAGGCCUGGGUUACACAGUCACACGGUCACUAGGCGGGAAGGAAUUUCUGCCUUGGUGUAAAGGGGCGGAAAAAGCGGUCUGCCAGCAACAUGCUGCCACCUCCUCCCUGAAGGGGGCGCCAUGGGAGCGGCCUCCCUGAGGACGCCGCGUCUGAAAGGCCCCAAGGGAUCUGGUGCUGUGCCUGGGGUCUCUGGAAAAAGGGCGGACUUUAAAAUGAGACUAAACUCCACGUAACCCAGGUCUCGAGUUAAAUCCAACCAUCUUCAGCCAGAGUACGUCUCAUAAAACCCAGACCGUCUAAUUGGCUCUCAACGAUCAUGUAGCGUCUUUAACUGCUCUUCCCUGCUUGAAAGCUCGCCUGAGGGGGGCACAUGUCCCAAGGGUCCCAGCCCCAUGGGCCCUGCGAGGCACCGGCGGGGCAGACCCUGCCCCCUUCCAGUGUUUCCCCCUACUUUGUGUGUGGUCUGGUAGAGCGUUACACUCUUCUCUCUCUCCGCACGGGGGGGGGGGGGGGCUGCUAGGUAGCAUGCACGGUGCCCAGCCCAGUGUGCAUUUCAGGCAAACAAAACAGAACUCGUAGGAGAAGUAUGUUCCCUGCAAUGCCUGGAACAUACUUAAAAUGGAGAGAGUUUUAAAAUUCUGAUAACUGGGUGGAAUCCACAGAGGUUCUGACUUCGUUGGUGUGGAGCAUGGCCGCCGAGGCAUCGGAAUGUUUGAACAACUCCCCAGCUGAUUGUAAUUUAACUGGGUGCCCCUAUGUGGGUUUUGUUUUUUGUUUUCGCUGAACCCGGCCACCUUACCAAGUAGGGAUUAGUAGUAACUUGUCCAAAGUUUAGAGGUGUUGCGGGGGCGUGGAGAGGGGUUUCUGCAACAGAUUUGCGUUUUACUCGGCAGUUGGCUAUCCUUACAUUCAGUUGGAAACCAGACAAAAGUUGCCGAAUCAGCAAGUGAGGGUUAUAUACAGUAUCUAAUAGAAAAGGAGGUACUCUCUGGCUUAGCUAGGCCUUAUUCUGUGGGGAAGUAUAAGAAAUAAAGUUCUAGUAGAAAAAAAAAUUUUUUUAACUUUGAAUUGGCCAAGUUACACAAAUUAUUAUGUUUUUUAUUAGAGCAGGGGAGAGGGGCAGAGGGAGAGAACGAGAGAAUCUUAAGCAGGCUCUACACUCAGCAUACAGCCCGACUCGGGGCUCGAUCGCAUGGCUCGUGACCUGAGCUGAAAUCAAGAGUCUGACCUUCAACCGACUGAGCCACCCAGGCACCUGUAGACACACACACACACACACACACACACACACACACACUUUUUAAUUUGUAGAUUCUCUAAGAAUGGCCAGAGGGAAAUUCCUUUACCUUGACUUUGUUUCUGACCUGUUACAAACACAGAGCUCAAGAAUCUCCGAAAGCACUUGGACCUGAAACAGUGGUUUUCAACUUGGGUUGUGCAUUGAAAUCACCUAGGGAGAUAUAAAAACUUCCGCCUGAGCUGAACCCUGCCCCUCCUCCCAUCUCUGCCCCCAGAUUCCAGUGUAAUUGGUUUAGGUGUGGCCCGGGCACGCAAAUGUUGAAAGAGCUCCCCAGGUGACACCGAUGGGUAGCCCCAGGUUGAGACCCCUGCCCUAGAGGGUUGCUAGCCAAGGGUAGAGGAAACGGGUAGAGUUGGUCUAGAGUUGGUCGUCAGGUUUGUUAAUCCAGGUGCUGCGUUAACAUUAGGGUGUCAGUGGCUUUGAUGGAUGGUGAGAAGCCAGGAGAUCCCUCGCCCCAGGAUGGGAGGCCAGGUGCCUUCAGGAACUGGUGUGCCCAGCUGUUCUCGUCACCCUGGGGGUUAGCACACCUGAGUGGGCAAGUCUCUGUCAGGUGCCCAUGGGGUCAGACGCGGGCCCAUUCUGGAGUUGGGGUAGAACAGAGUCAAGGGUCGGGGAGGGGCUGUCCCCCGGAAGGCAGCCUCCUACUUGCACAGCUGAGCAGGAGGGGACACUGGCUUUGUGGGUUUUGCCUCUGACCUGUUUUCAGGCUGGGUGGAUGAGGGUCACCCCAGCGUCUCCACUUUCAGCACCCAAACCAGCACACCCCGGCCCACGUCCAAGAGGCUCCAGGCGCUGGUCUGCUGGAUCAUCUGAUUCCUGACCCAGCCAGGUCCCGGUGGUCAGGAGGGCACAGUGCGGGCGCUUUUGUUCCACCAAGGGACUUAAUGGCCGGCAGAAACUGCAGCGGCCAGUGGGGACUGGUGGCUCAGGGCGAAACUAAGGCUGCUUUUUGUGCUGUGGGCACGUGUGUUUAAUGCAUUAGCAAAUUUAGCAGGGGAAGUUUGGGAACGGUCGCCACGCCAAGAAAAUGACUGUUCGCCUGGCACGACCACAGCGACUCUUUGAAAGGGCUGAGGAGGGUUUGGGGCUGAGGGCUUCAGUGCUGGCAUCCUCCCUGGCCGGUGCUCCUUGGGGACGGAGGUCAGUCCCUGUAGGGCGAUGCUUCAGGCUGGUGGAGACCAAGGCCCAUCUGCUGAGGGGCCUCAGGCCAGAAGGGCCAAGUACCCCCUGGUGACUUCAGGCAAGUUCCUUCUGUUGACCUUAGGGACCUUCAGGUCCUCCGUCCUGCUCUGAAUCUGUGUGCAAAAGGUCAGGGAGCAGGAGAGGCUGGCACCACGGGCCAGCCCGAGCUGCGUGGCAGCACAGCUCUAAGGCCCUUGUGCCGCCCACCUGAGAACAUAGGCUGCUUUCUGAAAGCAUAGACCCUGGCGAAGUGGUCUGACUUUGGUGCUCCGACCUUGUAGGCUCCUCCUCCUUCCUUGUGACUGUAACCCGCCAUCUGCCCCCCGCAGCCACCGCAGGAGGGUGGCUGAGAAUGGCGGGAGUUAAGUGCUGUUGCCCCGAGGGGACCGCACCUCCUACCGGGACCCUCUGCUUUGCUGUGCUGCACAGGCUGUGUUUUGUCUGCAUGGUUUGGGGUCGCUGUCCUUGUGCCUUUUUUCUUCCCUGUCCACUGUACAGGAUUUGCCAUGUCCUCACUGCCCCUUUUCUACAUCCUCGUGUUUACCCUGGUCCUUCCCGAGCCCUGUAAAUGUGUACAUAGCGUCCCACUUGGCGUCCACGGGGUCUGCUCCCAGGCCAGGCCUCCCAGCACGUUCUUCCACACGCGCCUCCAGGUUGCUCGCUCAGCCGUGCAGAUUUGGUAACUUUGUACAGAACUCUUUUCAUUAUGGUCUUAAGCUCGGAGGGCUCGCAGUCCCUCGUCCAGCCUGCAGCUAGUUUAGAAGCCUUGCACACCAGAAAAGGGUCACUUUGUGUAAAGCACCUUCUCCCACAAACGUCUUCCCGUAUUGGUGUCAGUAUUUAUAGAAAGCAGAGCGCAUCUUUCUAACUGUGGGGUUCGGCCCAGGGCCCCCGCAGGGACGUCAUGGGUCUGCGGCAGCACCCCUGGCCCCCAGAGGAAGCUCCAGCUGUGUGUGGCUCCCGGUGCUUGGCACUGGGCUGGGUUCAAGACCACCACCAUCUGGUGUCUCGAACAGCUUUGGAACUCCCAAGUGGGCAGAAGAGGCUCCUCGCUGCUGCCCCGGCCUGCUAUUAACUGCCGAGCUCUUCCUCAUCUGCCCGAGGUGCUCAGACCCGAGUGCCAUUAAUUCCCCGACUGCUGACCGGACUCACUCGCCCACAGCCUGCUGGCUCCCUCCGUCCUGGCCCUUCCUGCUUUCUUGGCUGGGCCUCCGGGGGCCCAGAUGGAAGAAGCUACAUGUAUGGCCUCGUGCCCAGGGGUUUGUUAGACGGCUUUGACUCUGGGAUUCCCCUUGGGUCUCGCCCCAGGAGCCUCCCUCUGGAAGCAGGCUUAUCUCUGGAGCUGGGGUGAGACCACUUCCAGGCCCCAAGGUGGGGAGAGGGGUGAGGCCCAAGGCUGCGUCCCAGGGCCCCAAGCUCUCCACGUCCUACCUGCUUCUAGCCAAAAAGGAGCAGGCUGUCAGAGGCAGGCUCCUUCAGGAACUCUAAUGUACAGACCAAGGUGUAAAUAAACAGUUUGCUUUUCUUGCCUGA